AUGGAGGUGCCGGCGGUGAACCAAGAGGCCAUAAUCCUGGCGCACUGGCUGCUUACAACAUGGGGCUACAUGGAACCAUGGCUCCCACCAUCCUACGCAUGGGGGAAUUUCACUAUUCUGGCUGUGGGGGUCUGGGCCGUCACCCAGAGGGAUUGUGUUGACGCCAUCCUCAUGUUCCUCAUCGGCCUGCUCCUGAUCAUCCUGACGGACAUUGUGCACAUCAGCCUGUAUUACCCGUCAUGCCUGUCGGACACUGUGCGCUUCAGCAGCGGCAUGGCCAUCUUUAGUCUCCUCCUGAAGCCGCUGUCCUGCUUCUUUGCCUACCAGAUGUACCGGGAGCACAGGGGAGAGUCUGCCUUCAGUUUAGGCGUUCUUGGUGUGGCGCAGGACCCCAGUGCGUACCAGUCCAUCGACCACGCCGAUCUGCCACACCCCUUUCCGGACGCAUCCAGCAAGAUGGCUCCACCUGCCCCUACUGAGAUGCUGUCCUUCGUUGGGUCUCCAGCCUGUGUUACUUCUUCUCGUCCUGUGCCCUUUACUUGCUGCAUUUGGGAAUAA
This is a messenger RNA of Euleptes europaea (tarantolino), 558 nucleotides long. Its product is annotated as type-1 angiotensin II receptor-associated protein-like. NCBI's taxonomy places the organism in Eukaryota, Metazoa, Chordata, Lepidosauria, Squamata, Sphaerodactylidae. Gene Ontology annotation, cellular component: plasma membrane. The coding region runs from base 1 to 558 and encodes 185 amino acids. The record is from RefSeq and is a predicted model, not a curated record. Gene Ontology annotation, biological process: regulation of blood pressure; angiotensin-activated signaling pathway. The transcript has a single exon.